UUCAUUUUUCCCCCCACUAGUCCCACUAUUUUUGUCAACCUCACGUGAACCCCCAUCUCUUUUCUUUUUUCUCUUGCAACUUCAACUAACUCUCCCCCAUUCUCUCUCUUAAUUACCUCUAUUUCCUAUACUAUAUAUACAGAAAAUAAUAACCAAGACGCACAUAAACCAUAACACAAAAGAAAAAGAAUCCCCUCCAACCCCCCAAAAAAAAAUAAAAAAUGCCUCCUACUUCUCCAGAUUCAUCUGUAUUACUCCAAAGAAUUAGUUCUAACACUACACAUGAUUUUUCUUACAAACAAUCUCAUCAACACUUACAAAGACGCAUGCCGAUACCGUGUUCAACAGAAGUUCCUGAUUCCAUGGCUUGUUACCACACUCACCUUGUUGGUCCUAACCAAUGUUGCUCCGCUGUGAUCCAACGUAUCUCCGCACCCGUAUCCACAGUAUGGUCCGUGGUUCGAAGGUUCGAUAAUCCACAAGCAUAUAAGCAUUUUGUCAAAAGUUGUAACGUUGUUGUUGGUGAUGGUGAUGUUGGCACUCUACGUGAGGUUCGUGUGAUCUCGGGCCUCCCUGCUGCUAGUAGCACAGAGAGGCUCGAAAUCCUCGAUGACGAAAGACACGUCAUCAGUUUUAGCGUAGUCGGUGGAGACCACCGACUAGCUAAUUAUAGAUCCGUUACAACUCUCCAUCCGGAACAGAGUUUCGGGGGGACGAUUGUAGUGGAAUCUUACGUUGUUGAUGUACCACAUGGUAACACUAGAGAAGAGACGUGUGUUUUUGUUGAUACUAUUGUGAGAUGUAACCUUCAAUCUUUGUCUCAGAUCGCACAGAAUUCGAUCACACAAAAAUCUUCGUGAAUUUUUGAAUAUAUUAUAUGUAUUCGCGGUUGCAGACUAUGUUGUGCUGAUUCUUCACCUUCGAGAGAUACUGGUUGAUAUUUUUUUUUAAGAGUCCGAGCAACGUAGGUUGUGGAUCGGAAUUAAUGAAGACAACUGAUCGAUGAUGCUUGUGGUGAUGAUCAGAUGAUAUUCAUUGUGCGAUGCAUGAUUGUUUCGUUGCACCUUUGUUAGGUGUGUGUGUUAAUCUCCUUGUCAUCACUUGUUGAAGAUAAGUUCUUGAUCAAUUAAUCUUGUGUUGAAAAAUUAAUUUAUAUUCUCUUUUUUUCAGUCUAUUUCUUUUUAUUGAUUCUUUACCUCAUUGUUAUGUUUAACUUGUUUGUGAAUUUGUGAAAAUAAUUAAUGAAAGAAGAGAUUUAGAGGGCAA
Molecule: messenger RNA, 1266 nt
Organism: Capsicum annuum
Lineage: Eukaryota; Viridiplantae; Streptophyta; Magnoliopsida; Solanales; Solanaceae
Product: abscisic acid receptor PYL4
Exons: 1
Coding region: 222-860 (212 amino acids)
Biological process (GO): abscisic acid-activated signaling pathway
Cellular component (GO): nucleus; cytoplasm
Molecular function (GO): signaling receptor activity; abscisic acid binding; protein phosphatase inhibitor activity
Source: RefSeq, a predicted model, not a curated record